CCUAUUUACUUGUCAAAACAGCAAAUUUUCAUUCGGGCCAAGAAUCGACUGAAAAUAUGUCUGCUAUUCUAAAUCACGCAAUUCGUCGCCAAUUUGGCGCUACUGCCGCCCGGAAUAUGUCCGGCACUGCCGCCGUGGCUGGCGAGCACUCCGGUGGCUACAAGGUGUGGAAGCGCCUGUCCUUCUUCGUGGCCGCUCCCGCCGUUGGUCUGUGCAUGCUGAACGCCUACCUGAAGCACCAGGAGGAGCACGACAAGCCCCGCCAGGAGUUCGUCAAGUACGACUACCUGCGCCGCCGCGAGAAGCGCUUCCCCUGGGGCGAGGGCCAGAAGAGCCUGUUCCACAACCCCCAUGUCAACCCCCUGCCCGACGGUUACGAGCACUAGGUGGCCACCGCCUUCGUUGUUUGGUAGUGAUAAACGUUAAUGUAAACUCAACUUUAGGCGGAAAUACACAGACACACUGAGAAAACACCAUUACUUAAACUCCAGUUGGCGCUUCAAUAAAGAUCAAAUCAGAGCGAG
Drosophila elegans is the source of this 524-nucleotide messenger RNA. RefSeq names its product cytochrome c oxidase subunit 6A, mitochondrial (gene levy). Lineage: Eukaryota; Metazoa; Arthropoda; Insecta; Diptera; Drosophilidae. Gene Ontology annotation, cellular component: mitochondrial inner membrane. The transcript has 2 exons. Gene Ontology annotation, molecular function: enzyme regulator activity. The coding region runs from base 57 to 386 and encodes 109 amino acids. Gene Ontology annotation, biological process: mitochondrial electron transport, cytochrome c to oxygen. The record is from RefSeq and is a predicted model, not a curated record.